UGCACCAGGAAUCUUCCUAGGCAAAAACAAACAACAAAAAAAGAACAGAAGAACAUAGCCAGCUACCUUAGACACCUGUUCACGGGCGAGCGGAUAAAACUCUUGAUUUGCUGCCGAGGCAGAGCACAUACUGCACAUACGUCCAAAUGUAAAGAGAUUAACGAGACCUCCGUAAAAGCGCGGAGCAGAGUGUUUUACGUAGACUACGGAGCUUUCUUCCAGUUUAUCGCAGAAAAUGCUGCUCUCUCCAUUGGCGGAAAGAAACCAGGACGGGUUGCUGUCAGUACUGCGCGAACAGCUGGGGAAGAAGUCGCACGGCGAGCUGUUCGCGCUCGAGCUGGGCUCCGGCACCGGGCAGCAUGUGGUACACUUCGCCCAGGACCUGCCUUUCGUCACGUGGCAACCGUCGGACAUCACCGAGGAGUUCAGGGACAGUAUUCGCUCCUACAUCGUGGCGACCAAGGUGAAGACCGUACUGGAGCCGGUGCACCUGGACGGGGGCGAGCCCUGGGAGAAAUGGGCGGGGCUCCCCAAGAGCUCAUGUGACAUCAUCCUGUCGAUCAACAUGCUCCAAUACUGUUCUUUCGGCACUAUCGAGGGUGUGUUUAAAGGAUCUGGGCAGAUUCUGAGGAAGGACGGCUUCUUGAUGACAUAUGGGCCUUACGCAAUAAACGGCAUCGUCGUCCCCAGCAGCAACGAGGAACUGGACCGGAGCCUACGUGAGAAGAACCCAGAGUGGGGUCUUCCAGACGUGGACGUCCUGAGGCAGCUGGCGUUCAGCAACGGGAUGCGCCUGGAGAGGAUGAUCGAGAUGCCGGAGAGCAAUAAAUGCCUCAUCUUCCGGAAAAUCUGACCGGCCGCCACAGCAUUCCCGGGAACGUGGUCCUCUUUCCAGCAGCCGCUCCAGUGACCAGGGCGCCCCCUGCUGGCUGAGUUUCUCUGUGUGUGGCAUCAGUGCUCCUGCUGAUAAUAAAGUGCUGAACGUCCAAUCCAGGCUGCAUCCAUUUUGAAACUGUAAACUUGGUCUAUAUGCGCGUACAGUAUUACAGAACACGCGACACCAAGUAAACGUAGAUGAAACCAAAAGCGGUGGUGCCUGGAUAUCCAAGAAUAUCAACCCUAAGCAGGUGCUCGUUCACACGGAGCCUUUUAAUUGGACAGGGAAAAGAAAAGAGGAAACGAAAACCAAGGCACUCUCCGCGACACAGUUACAAACGGCUUCACAUAACGGCCAUCUUGUGACAUUAAGAUGGGUGCCCAGGUUGUCUUUCAUAAAGGAAAUAUUAACUGCAUCAUA
Messenger RNA from Anguilla anguilla (European eel), 1297 nucleotides. RefSeq names its product methyltransferase-like 26 B. The transcript is spliced from 6 exons. The record is from RefSeq and is a predicted model, not a curated record. NCBI's taxonomy places the organism in Eukaryota, Metazoa, Chordata, Actinopteri, Anguilliformes, Anguillidae. Bases 236 to 853 code for a protein of 205 amino acids.